AUGGACAGUUUAGAGAUUGAGGUUAUUCCAAGACCUGAUAAAGAUGAUAGAUAUACAAUUAAACCAUUAAAAGAUACACUUUCAUUUGAUAAAGGUUUCUUUUUAGCAGUUAGAGCAAUUCAAUCAAUAAGAAAAAAGAGUCAAGGUAGUGUAAUCGUAGUUGGUAUUGCUGGACCAUCAGGAGCUGGUAAAACUUCAAUUGCUCAAAAAAUCGUUUCUGUUUUACCAAAAUCAAUUUUAAUUUCAUUAGAUAAUUAUUUAGAUAGUUCAAGACAAAUUAUUGAAGAGAAUUAUGAUGAUUAUAGAUUAGUUGAUUUUGAAUUAUUAAAAAAGAAUAUUAGUGAUUUAAUUAGCAAUAAACCAACUGAUUUACCAUUAUAUGAUUUUACAAAGAGUGGUAGAUACGCAUACAAGAGAGUACAACCACCAGAAUCCAAAGUAUUAUUAAUUGAAGGUAUCUAUGCAUUACAUGAAGAGAUUCGUCAUUUAUUGGAUUUAAGAGUAUCGAUCUCUGGUGGUGUUCAUUUCGAUUUGAUUAAACGUAUUUUUAGAGAUGUUCAUAGAACUGGUCAACAACCACACGAAUCACUACAACAAAUCACCGAUACCGUUUACCCAAUGUAUAAAGCAUUCAUUGAGCCUGAUUUACAAUUGGCCGAGAUUCAAGUGGUCAAUAAGUUUAACCCAUUCGGUGGUCUAUUAAAUCCAAUCUAUAUUUUAAAAUCUGUUAAACAAGGUGUUACAGUGGACAUGAUUCAUUCAGUAUUAAAUAAAUCCACCAUUCAAGAGAACACAGCACGUUACUAUGACAUCUAUUUAAUUCCACCAAAUACUACUUUUGCAAACUCAUCAUCAUGUGAUUGGAUUCGUGUUCGUAAUGCCGAUGGUCAAUAUAGCAUUAUGUUUAGUGAGGAGAUUAAAGAAGGUCCUUUCAUCAUUUCACCACGUGUCGAUUUCGUCGUUGGUGUCAAUAUGUUGGGUGGUCUAAUGUCCUUGGGCUAUCAAAUGGUUGCAAUCAUUCAUAGAAAAUCAACAAUCUUUAAAGAUGGUAAAAUCAUUAUCUCUUAUGAUGAACUUGAAGAAUUGGGUCAAACAUUUGUUCAAAUCAAAGGUUUCGAUGCAACCUCUGUUCAAGAAGCUGGUAAAAAAUUAGGUUUGGAAAAUAAUUAUCUUCAAAAAUCUUAUAUUGAAUUAUAUCAAGAUAAAUAUAAAAAAUCAUUAUCUGAUAAUUCAACUGUAACAACUUUACCAAUUGGUGGUAUUAAUAAUAAUAAUACUAUUAAUAAUAACAAUAAUAAUAAUAAUAAUAAUAAUUUAUCACUUUCAAAUUUCAUUAAUUCAAAAUUAUAA
This is a messenger RNA of Dictyostelium discoideum AX4, 1350 nucleotides long. RefSeq names its product adenylate cyclase domain-containing protein (gene udkC). The transcript is spliced from 3 exons. The record is from RefSeq and is a predicted model, not a curated record. Gene Ontology annotation, biological process: CMP biosynthetic process; CTP salvage; UMP salvage. Lineage: Eukaryota; Evosea; Eumycetozoa; Dictyosteliales; Dictyosteliaceae. The coding region runs from base 1 to 1350 and encodes 449 amino acids. Gene Ontology annotation, molecular function: cytidine kinase activity; ATP binding; uridine kinase activity.